Messenger RNA from Corythoichthys intestinalis (scribbled pipefish), 3649 nucleotides. Its product is annotated as transcriptional coactivator YAP1. The coding region runs from base 525 to 1823 and encodes 432 amino acids. The transcript is spliced from 8 exons. Lineage: Eukaryota; Metazoa; Chordata; Actinopteri; Syngnathiformes; Syngnathidae. Gene Ontology annotation, biological process: hippo signaling; positive regulation of transcription by RNA polymerase II. Gene Ontology annotation, cellular component: nucleus; cytoplasm. Gene Ontology annotation, molecular function: transcription coactivator activity; protein binding. The record is from RefSeq and is a predicted model, not a curated record.
UGAGUCAUAAAGUUUAAUGUCCUGCCCAAAGUUUAGACUCGACUGGGGCGAAACUUUUUUUCCCCCUCUGUCUCCCUCCGCCAAAGUGAGCAGCGGAGAUUUAUCCCACAAGCAACCAGCGGGCUCAAUUCCGGCACAAACAACAACUUUCAGAACUCAUUGUUGUUUUCCCCGCUUGUCGUCGUUCGACAUUUUGAGUUGGAAAAGUUUUAGAACGGGACGGAGGACGGUAAGAGUGCCAGAUAUGCGCUUUGUUGUCUCCUGGAGAAUGCCCGCAAGAGACAACCGCAAAACUUCGACUUCGUGUGCACACUUCGACAGCUAACAAACAACUUUUUUUUGUUGUGGGGGAAAAAAGUUUAGGAUGAGCCGGGACAACUUUUACUGAGCGCUGUCGACAUUCUUGCACAUUUCCUGCUGCGUGAAAAUCUCAGGAAAACAAACUCGGGAUUAGAUUCUUUUUUCCCCUCUCUUUCGGGGGUUGUUUUUUUCCCCUCAACUUUCGUUCGACUUUUUUGGGGCCAAUGGAACCGAGCCAGCACAACCCUCCGGCCGGACACCAGGUCGUCCACGUCCGGGGCGACUCGGAGACAGACCUGGAGGCUCUCUUCAACGCCGUGAUGAACCCCCAAAAUAACGUGUCCACCUCGCUGCCUAUGAGGAUGAGAAAGCUGCCUGAUUCCUUCUUCAAACCACCCGAGCCCAAGUCCCACUCCAGACAAGCUAGCACAGAUGCGGGCACCGGCGGCACGCUCACUCCGCACCAUGUCCGCGCCCACUCUUCGCCCGCAUCCCUGCAGAUGGGCGCCGUCUCUGCAGGCUCCCUGUCUGGCAUGCCGCCAGCGGGCGCCUCUCCCCAGCACCUGAGACAGUCUUCAUACGAGAUCCCCGACGAUGUGCCUCUGCCACCGGGGUGGGAGAUGGCCAAGACCGCCUCGGGCCAGAGAUACUUCCUCAACCACAUUGAUCAGACCACCACUUGGCAGGACCCCCGCAAGGCCUUGCUCCAGAUGAACCAGGCUCCGCCACCCAGCUCCGUGCCAGUUCAGCAGCAGAACCUAAUGAACCCGGCCAGUGGUCCCCUCCCUGAAGGCUGGGAACAAGCGAUUACAUCAGAGGGUGAAAUUUACUACAUCAACCACAAGAACAAAACCACUUCCUGGCUGGACCCACGACUCGACCCCCGCUUUGCGCUGAACCAGCAGAGGAUUUCCCAGAGUGCACCUGUGAAGCAGAGUGGUCAGCUGCCCUCUGCCGCCCUCGGUGGCGUCAACCAGCUAAGGCUGCAGAAGAUGGAGAAGGAGAGGCUGAGGCUGAAACAGGAGCUGUUGAGGCAAAGACCGCAGGAGCUCGCUCUGAGGAACCAGCUUCCCACCAGCAUGGAGCAGGAUGGUGGCACCAACCCCGUGUCCUCCCCGAUGGCCCAGGACGCCCGCACCAUGACCGCCAACAGUUCAGACCCAUUCCUCAACAGCGGGACGUACCACUCCAGGGACGAGAGCACAGACAGCGGCUUGAGCAUGAGCAGCUACAGCGUCCCUCGUACUCCCGAUGACUUCCUUAACAGCGUCGACGAGAUGGACACAGGGGACCCGCUCCCGACCUCCAUGGGCACGCAGCCCAGCCGCUUCCCCGACUACCUGGACGCCAUUCCGGGCACAGACGUGGACCUUGGCACCCUGGAGGGCGAGAGCAUGGCAGUGGAAGGCGAGGAGUUGAUGCCCAGCCUGCAGGAGGCGCUGAGCUCCGACAUCAUCAACGACAUGGAGUCGGUGCUGGCGGCCACCAAGAUCGACAAGGAGAGCUUCCUCACGUGGUUAUAGAGGGGGGAGCCCGUCUUCCUCCUCUUUCCAUGCUUUCGACACGAGACAUUUCAGCGAGCCUGUCUGGACUUUCCCGUUUUCUAUGGCAGUAUUCUUCUCGUCUCUUACCGUCUCUUCACUCUUUUGACUUGUCUGCGUCUUCAAGGCUGGCCCAUGAGCAGACAGUUACGCAAAGGGUCCCCCGAAACUCCAUCUCGGGCUCUCCUGAGGUUAGCUUUACCUUCUGCCUUUUAGUUUGGAACCAAAAAUGAUGUAUUUGACAAACAAUACGGAUUUGGAGUCAAGGUAUCAGGAGGCCACCGUGUUAGGACAGGUGAAGGUUUUUCGUGGGGGAGUUAGCAAAGCCCGACCACAUCGCUGCUUGGCUGUGCCAGCGUGUCUAAGUUAAACUUUUUCUUCUUGUUGUCGUUAGAUCAAGUGCCUUCAGCUUUUGUUUUAAGAACGCGAGCAACACGAACAACUUUCUUCACUUUCUCAUGUUCUUAAGUUGAUUUAUAAACGCAUUUUAACGGGAUGUAGGGAUUUUUUUAGCGUCCGUAUCGCAGUCUUACCGGCUUUUAUCCCUAGUUUAGUAUUCUUUGACCUUUUUUUAGACAACAAAAUGUGUUUUGAUAGCUGAGAUUCUUAUUAUUGUUUGCUUCUUUUUUCUUUUUGACUUUACCACAUGAAGAAAAACAUUGAUGAUUGGCUUUUGGCGCCACGCCUCAUUGUUUAAACGCAACGAUUACAAGCUCAUGUCUUUCCACGAUAAGUAUUCCUUAACUUAACCAAAAGAAAACGUGAAUAAAAAAAGAAAUUCAUAGUCGGAAUGAUGCGAAAAGAUGUUUUAGGGCAGCUCGGACGUGUCGGAGCAGGUUUGAGUCAUGUCGAAGGUUGAGGUCUGUUCGAGGGCAGCCGAGGUUCGCCGUUUUUCUUUUUUUGGGAGGAAUAAUUAAGAAACAAUCAGUUAUGAUCUCAGUCAGGAUUGUUGUGGCAGAUUCCAAAGAUGUUGUUGUUUGUAAUGACAGUUACUUUGCUUCCAGUUUCACAGUGAUUUGUUAAUCAGCCUGUGUAUGAACAAAAUGUAUCAUAAGCUAGCGAGAAGAAGAAAAAACAAAUGGUAGUGGGUUUACCGGAGAGAUUUCUUUUCUUUCUUUUUAGUUUUCAGACAGUGACGGGCGUUUUGAGUGACUAACUCUGACAUUUUUAAGGAUUUUGUGAUUUUUUUUUUAGUUUUCACCGUGUUUCUGAUGUUUACGCCACGUCUUUGCGCAGAUUUGAGCUCUAACCUUAAGUAUCCUUUGGUAGCAUUAACUUUGGAACUUGAUGGAACAAUUUUAUAUCGAGCAAAGAACUUUUUUUUAUAUAUAUAUAUUUACACACCUUGUGAGAACCUCCUUUCUAGAAUUGAAUUUACUGUUCGGUUAAAUCGAUGAAUUAUAAGAUGGACAACAGUGUUGGUUAGAACAAUGCAAUAACAACAACAACAAAAAGUACACUACAAGUGCUUGUAUUGCACGGCUACGCUUUUCAGUUUGGAUGCAACUCGGCGUUGGUUUUAUGCUUCAUUUAGCGCAGAACUGUCAUCACGUAAAUUAGUUUGACUGUCGUUGUAGCCGUAGAAUUAAUUACACCAAGUAAGAACAAAAAAAUUUGGUAUUUAGAAUUUUCUAAAUGCGCACGGAAUUAAUAUUCAACGAUGAUCUGUUUUUUUUUUUGUUUUUGUUUUUUGGUAGAUAUGUGCAUGUGUUUUAGAACCAUAAAAUCUGUUACAUUAUAAAUAUAUAUAUAAAUAUAUAUCUCUUCAUAUACAAACGUUUAAAUUGGCUUGAAAUAAAGUAUAUACU